AUGACGUUCUACACAGGCGCCGGUGGGCGACGAGCUGGUUAUGUGCCUGGCCGAGAUCCGAUGGUUGACGAAGUUAUGCGAGGAUGGCAGCAAAAGUACUGCAAGUUUUCGGACGUUUCUAUUUGUGUGACUUCUUUUAAUGUGAACGGAAAAAGCCCACCAAGUGUGCUACGGGGAUGGUUUCCUGACGGAAAUGUUUCCGACUUCUAUGCUGUUGGUUUGCAAGAAAUGGACCUUUCCGUUGGGACGUAUAUAAUCGAUAAUCCGAGGAAGAUGGAAGAAUGGAUGGAAUGCAUAUUGACAUCGCUACCAGGUGGAGGGAAAAACUAUAAAGUGGUAUCUAGCAUGCGACUGAUUGGGAUAUUCGUUGUACUUUUCCAGUCUCGUGUCUCUUCGGUUAAGGUGUCAAAAAUUAAUGCUGCGUACAUAGCUACAGGGAUCUCCAUGCUUGUCAACAAGUUAGGAAAUAAGGGAGGAACGGCGAUAUCAUUGCAUCUCAACGACACACUUGUGUGCUUUGUGAACUGUCAUUUGGCAGCUGGUACUAGCGAAUUAGAUCGACGAAACCAAGACUUUAGUUAUUUGGCGUUUAACGAUGGACUGUCAAUAUAUGAUCAUGAUGUAGUGUUCUGGUUUGGCGAUCUCAAUUACCGACUGAAGGUCGAGAAUUCCGGCUGGAACGGGGAUCAGGUCCGACAAAUUGCGUCUUGUUCGGAAUUCUCAGUGUUGUUCAAAUAUGACCAGCUUCGAGAGCAACAGUCGAUUGGUCAAGUAUUUGUCGGGUUCCAAGAGCCGGAGGUGCUUCCUUUCCGUCCAACCUAUAAGUAUGACGCUGGGACAUCUAACUGGGAUUCAAGUGAAAAGGCUCGUGUUCCUGCUUGGUGCGAUCGUAUCCUGUGGUGGACACGAGAUCCCGAUACACGAUUGAACCUUCAGCGUUUUGAGAGCGUAGAACAGAUUUCAAUCAGCGAUCACAAACCUGUGCGGGCAUGUUUUGCAUUGACUGUGCGAAGCAUAGAUCAGGUGAAAGCUGAUAAAUUGUAUGAUGAGGCAAUAAGGGAAGCGGAUCGACGAGCCAAUGAACUUUUACCUCAAGUAUCACUGAGUUUGACCGAGGUUGAUUUUGGCGAGGUUCGUUUCCUGGAGCCACGUACUCGUUUGAUAACUAUCAAGAAUACGGGGAAAUCUACUGUUCGUUUCAAAUUCAUAGUACGUCCUGAACGUGGAAUAUGCGCUAAAUGGCUUCAGAUCACACCACCGCACUAUGUCAUUCCGGUUGGACAAUCCACGCAGAUCUCACUUACUGUUGUCAUUGAUAAAGAAAUCUCUUGGGAGUUGAAAGAUACGAAGAUGCAAGAUAUCUUAGUCAUGAAUCUAGAACAUGGACGUGAUUAUUUCAUCCCUGUAACCGCACAGUAUUAUCCAAGGUGUUUUGGAGUGUCACUGGAACAUCUGAUGAAGCGAAAACGGGACCCAGAGAAGAAUCUAAUUGAUUUUGGUGAUGGUCUGGAAGACGAGGAAGAGUAUUGUCCUCCAAAUAUACCUCGCGAGGUGUUCAGACUGGUUUCUGCUUUACAACGAUUGGGAAAUGAUAAGCUGGAUCUUAAUGAUAUUGUUGACAACUCUACAUUUAUAUCAGUUCGUAAUGCAUUAGAGAACGACUUUCCGAAGGACCUAACUAGACUUCAUGUAUCUGCACUGGCUCUCUAUAGUGCCUUGUUGAGACUUUUCGAUACCCUCAAAGAGCCUUUAAUACCAUUCAGUGUGCAACGCGAAGUGAGGGUGGCGAGUAGCGAUGCCACUGCUCUUUGGAAGAUAAUUUCAUCGCUGCCAUCGAUAAACGCAUCUAUACUUGAGUAUCUCAUCGAUUACUUACGGGAGUUACUAUCGCAAGUUCCUGAGGCAACAGAUCAGCUCGUAGCCUGGGCAGAUGUGUUAUUCCGAGGAGGAGCGUUGUUAACCACUGUGCCUCAUUUGGAGCCACGGAAAAGAUGUCGCCAUUUUUGCGAGUUAAUAGGCAGUCCAUAUAGUACGCUCAUUUAUUGCACAAGUUAUAGAAAUAUGGCAUGGCUAUUGAACGACAUCAAAAGACGAUUCAAUGAAGCAGCGGCAUCUAUCGAUGCAUCACUAGAAGAGAACGCUAAUGGCAAAGAAGCGACAGAUGAGCAGCUAGGUAGCACUUCCGAGAAAGAAAAGCAUGAGGGUAGUGGUGAGCGCAAUGUUCAGGAAGAAAAAGUUUCGAUAGAAGAUAUUCAACAGAAAGGAAGAGCGCUCGCAGCCAAGCUGCUGGUUUAUGCAAAGGAUACAACGGAAAAAGCAAGCAAAAGUAUCGUUGCAGUGAAGAAUGCUGUAGUUGAAAAUACGCUCAUUGGAGAACUGGACCGUGAACAAGAAGCCUUUACAGCCGAAUUAGCUGCCAACCGACUUCCAGAUGUUGUAGAGCCGUGGGACGGGCUACCUGAUCGGGAGUUUGCGAAGAAAAAGAUUUUAGCAUUGUCUUUGGAUCCACACAACUUUAUUCGUGAAUCACCUGGUGAAUGUGGAUUUGACGAAGCAGCAAUGCAGGCCAUGGCGAAACGGCUCAUCGACGUCGAUCCUAAUCUCAGCCGUGUCCGCUUUGAGCUUGUACCGAAACAACUGAACGAGGAGAAAUUCUGGCAUAAUUACUUCUAUCGCGUAUCUCUCAUCAGACAGUCGAUUAUUGCUAAUGCCUCAGAUGGGCAGACAUGUGUUAGGAAGACCACACCGGUACCGCCUGAGAAACCAUCUUCUUCAGAGGUUGAGCAACCAGUGGCAACUGCAAGCAGUACAGAUGUUAGUUCUUCAGAUGUUAAAGCAACAAAGGAGGACAUACAGAGCCCACAAACGGAUGAUGACUGGGAACGAGAAAUUCUCUCUGACUUGAAUGAGUACGAAUUGGUUGCAUCGAAAAACGAGAAGUCCGACGAGCAAUGGGAAGCGGAGAUACAGGAUUUGCUUAAUUCCUCAGAAUGA
Molecule: messenger RNA, 2994 nt
Organism: Necator americanus (New World hookworm)
Lineage: Eukaryota; Metazoa; Nematoda; Chromadorea; Rhabditida; Ancylostomatidae
Exons: 29
Coding region: 1-2994 (997 amino acids)
Biological process (GO): phosphatidylinositol dephosphorylation; regulation of short-term neuronal synaptic plasticity; TORC2 signaling
Cellular component (GO): nucleus; synapse; Golgi apparatus
Molecular function (GO): phosphatidylinositol-4,5-bisphosphate 5-phosphatase activity
Source: RefSeq, a predicted model, not a curated record